CCUCGCUCCCUGCCCCAGUCUGCCGUUCCUCAGAUCGUUGUGCGUCAUCGACCAACACACACACGUUGUCUAAUCGAUUGACCCGCCGUUACAAAAAGGCUGGCGACCCACCAAAGUGUUUCCGUUGUAUUCUCUUCUGGUCCACUUUUUGCCGGCUUAUUACGUGACUCCCCAAGUGUUUUUUUUUUCUUACCGGAGGGAGGUAUCCAUCGAAUAGAGGACAAAGAUUAAGAAGAUUCUCUUUUCGAUUGCUGGGGGGGAAAUGAGUUCGACCGGAAGCAAUGCGGGUAUGCCGCCACCGGCUGCUCCCGCCGUUUUCAAUAUGCGCGAAAUGCGAGAAUCGCUCGCAUUGGCUGAACAAUUGGCCAAGGCGUCGAUGACGAGCAACAAGAGCCGCGCUCAUCAAUUGCAACAGCUGGACGCCAACAAUAACAACGAAGGAGAGGAAACGCCUCGUACUUACGUUCCUCCUAAACAACUACUCCUCUAUUUGGUCAGAAUGGGUAGUUUCACCUCGGCGCCCAAAAUGGUCAACGAUGACGUCCAGGACGACGACGUCGACUUUGAAGGCAUCCGCACGGUCGAGGAUAUGAAGCAACGCUGCCGCAAAGAAUUGGCCGCUCUUCCGCCCAGGAUCGAACGCAAUUUCCCUUCUGAAAAACCGGUCAAUAGUAUCCGCUUACUCCAGUGGAACAUUCUAUCGCAAUCGCUAGGAGAACAUAACGAUAAUUUCGUCUGCUGCCCGCUGGAAGCUCUCGAUUGGCGUACUCGGCGCUAUCGCAUUCUCGAAGAAAUUAUUGAAUACAAUGCUGAUAUUAUUUGCCUACAGGAAGUCGACCAUUACCAGUUUCUAUCGAGGGCCUUGCGCACUCAGGGAUACGAGGGUAUCUACUUUCCUAAACCGGAUUCUCCAUGCAUUUACAUCAAGGGUAACAAUGGUCCUGAUGGAUGUGCUAUCUUUUAUCGCGUCAAUGAUUAUGAACUGAUCAAAGUGGAAACUCGGAUCGUGGAAGUCUGGCGCGUUCAAAGUAAUCAGGUGGUUAUCUUGACCAUGCUGCGGCAUAAAGCCACUGACCGACAGAUUUGCGUUGCUACAACGCACCUCAAGGCCAGGCAAGGUGCCCUACUGUCGACGCUGCGCAACGAACAGGGAAAAGACAUCCUCGACUUCCUGGAGAACAACAUCGAUGGAGCCGAUUGCCCCGUCAUUAUAGCGGGAGAUUUUAACGCUGAGCCGACUGAGCCUGUCUAUUCCACUAUCCGAUCUGACCCGCGUUUCGGACUCGAUUCGGCUUAUCGAUGCGAUGGAAUCGUCCAAGGCGCCGCAGAUGCUGGACAAGAGCCUCCUUACACGACGUGGAAAGUGCGCGGCGAAGGCGAGUGCUGUCACACGAUCGAUUACGUCUUCUUCAGUCGGCGGCAACUAAGCGUCGGCCAGGUGUUACCUUUCCCCACUGGAGAGCAAAUCGGUCCCGAUCGCGUUCCUUCCUUCCAAUAUCCGUCCGAUCACUUUUCGCUGGUCGUAGACUUUGACCUACUUCCUUCUUCCGACGCCAGCCAAGCAGACGUCGUCUUCAAUAAGCUCUUGUGCGUUUAGUUGAACCAUCGAGUAAAAAAAAAAAGAAAGAAAAAGAAAAAAAAAAGAUAAUAAUAAUACUGUACAUAUUUUGUUGUUCAGCGACAUUACGAUCAUAGUGAAAAUUGUGUUUUUUUUAAGUCUCUAAAACUUGAAUUGAUUUUUGACAAUCCAUCUAGGCUUUCUAGAAUGCCUAUUACUAUUUAUUUUUCCAUUUGAAAAUGAUUCUUCUUCGUUUGUUCCUUUUUUUUUUAAAUUGACGUGUCACUUGUAAUGCGUAGGUACCAAUUAUACAUAAACGCUGUUUCAAAUGACAACGGGUGACGGUAGAGAUAAAUACACGCCUGUUUUGCGA
This is a messenger RNA of Daphnia carinata, 1931 nucleotides long. RefSeq names its product nocturnin-like (gene cu). The coding region runs from base 263 to 1597 and encodes 444 amino acids. Lineage: Eukaryota; Metazoa; Arthropoda; Branchiopoda; Diplostraca; Daphniidae. The record is from RefSeq and is a predicted model, not a curated record. Gene Ontology annotation, molecular function: 3'-5'-RNA exonuclease activity. The transcript is spliced from 5 exons.